UUCAACACAUACCGUUAAAUUGGCAUGCAGCCGACGCCUGGGUCCGGAAGCGGAGACGGCACUAUUGUGAAGAUGUUACCCGCUCAUCGGCGGAGUUACCUCGGACAGCAGGGCAAGGUCGCGUUAUUUCACCUUUUGUGCAGCAUUACAGGUGUGUGGGGCAGUCAGGUGGUGGUGCCUGAGAGGGUGAAUGCUGUGCUGGGGAAGAAUGUGACAUUACCGUGCCAGGUGGAAGUGGGUUCAAACCUUACUCUUACGCAGAGUUCCUGGGAGCGCCGUCUGCCAUCAGGCUCUGUCACAGUAGCUGUCUACAACCCACAGUAUGGCAUCUCCAUCCCUCCAGACUAUAUCCAUCGCUUGUAUUUUCGCUCGCCCUCCUCGCAUGAUGCCACCAUAGUCUUGGGAAACGUGGGCUAUGCUGAUGUCGGGAUCUAUACCUGUAAGGUUGCCACAUUUCCUCUUGGAAACACUCAAGACUCCACUACCGUCAAUGUACUUGUGGAGCCGAAAGUCUACGUGUCUGCAGGUUCAUCUGCUUUGAUCGACGGUGGCAAUGACACUGUGGUGGCCACUUGUAUUGCCGAGCGUGCCCGGCCCCCUGCUGAGGUGUCCUGGGAGUCCAACCUUUUUGGACAGUCAGAAGUGCAGCUAUUUGACGAAGCCAACGGCACAACCAGCACACAAGUGAGCUACCUUUGGCAGCCCACACGUCAUGUCCAGGGCCACGCACUCACCUGUGUUGUCCGCCACCCGGCCCUGCAGAGUGACUUCAGGAUCCCCUACCAACUCAAUGUGCAGUUUGCUCCUGAUAUCUCUGUUGUGGGCUAUGAUGGAGACUGGUAUGUUGGUCGGCGAAAUGUUCAAAUGACGUGCAAAGCCAAUGCAAACCCACCGCCUAAUCACUUCAGAUGGAUCAGAUUGGACAGUGAAAUGCAAGAAGGGGUGGAAAUAAUGAACAGCACUUUGCUCUUCCUGCGUCCCCUCCAGCGGAAUGACUCUGGAGUUUACAGGUGUGAGGUUGCCAAUGACAUCAACCUCCGCAGUCGGGAUGUGCGCAUUCUCAUACAAGAUCCUCCCACCAUGCCUUCCACCAUUACUGCUCCUGUCCUAACUGGCUCUGCCUCCACCUUAGUCGAUGAUAAGGGGCAUGUUCUUCUCAGCUCCCCCACACGUGAAGCCCUACCUGAGAGUAAUCUAGGCUCUAUAGUGGGUGGGGCAGUGGGCGGGGCCUUGUUUCUGCUACUGCUGCUGUGUCUGGUUGGCGUGUGUUACCUACGGAAACAGCAAACCUUCCACGGGAACUACUACACCAAGCAGUACCUGGGGCCCAGUGACCUCCAGAAAGCCCCUACGCAGCAUGAGCUCCACCCUACUAAAGCUGGAAGCAGCUCCCACCAUCAGGACCACGACCGAGAGGAGUGGGGCGACCGCCAGCUCAAACAGGAGCAUGACCGCCGUCACCAUAGCAACUACAACGGAGAGGAGUAUCCCUCUAAUGGCUACACUAGGGCAAUGAGGGAGAGCAGCCAUCACAGCAAUCAGCAGGAUCACCAACGUGAACACACACAGUAUUCUAGUCCACGGCAAGCCAGAUGUGCCAAAAACUCUCAUUCACCUAAACCACAGAGAAACGGCCCCCCCUACCUGUCAAAUGACUGCUACGAUAGUGGGCCUGAGGGGGAUUAUGUCUCUCACACAGACGGGUCUGUCAUCUCGCGUAGGGAGUGGUACGUUUGAAAAGCUACGUGGUCCUGCAGGAGCAGAUAAACAACGGAAAGCCGAAGGUUUCAUGAGUUGAAUUAGGAAGAAGCACAUUAUUUCUGUUCUGUUGACACAUGCACACUUCUACUAAUCUCAAUUCUGUAGUUCUCUUGUUUUGUUUAAGUUACCUGGUCGACACUUGAAACAUAAUGUUUCUGUUCCUGAUGUGGGCAGACUGUAGACUCGACAGACUGAACUGCACAACCACUUUGACAGGCAACAUCUACAUGCCCACAGAAGACGGCCUGUCACUAUUUCACUAGAAAUCAUGAUGUAUGUGCGGUCUCUGCCUUACUACAUGGACUGCCAAUGUAUUUGUGUCUUUCAGUUGAGUUGAAGCCCUGGGGGCUAACGGACCACAUACGGUUGUUGAAGGAUGUUUUUUUUUUUUUCAGUGUUUUAUUUUUCACAAAAUCAGCCUCCUCGGGCUAUGUGUCACUUGUCCAUUUUCUAUGUGUUUUGAUAUUGCUUACACUGAUUAGUUUAGAAGACCUCUGGAUACAAAUGGCUGAUAUUCAAAAAUGGUAAAGAACCCAUGACUGAAAGUCAUACCAUGAAAUUCAAAGGAUCACAGGUCCUUUUUCUAAAACUCAGAACACAGGCUAAUAGGCUAAUUAAAAAAAAAAAAAUUCAUCCCACUGAGAAAUCAGAAUAACUUCAUAACUGAUGAUUUCUCCACACUGAUUUAUAGACAUAAAAGAUAUUGCACUGCCUUUUUGCUAAACUUUGUAAUAACCGCAUCAUUUGUUUUCUACCAGAAAUGUCGACCCAUUAUGUAACUUACCAGGAUGGGAGACUUGUGAGCUUGAGGACUUGACCACCGAUGUCCUAAUGUCCUUUUAAAACUGAUGGCUUAGAGUGGGAACCUCAAGAGCCUUUCUACUGUACAUCCUCAGGAGGGCAUGCGGGGAAGUCUGCAUGAACGAGGUACAGUCCACUGUAACAGACUGGAUGGAUCAGUCAAGCCUUGAGAUGCAAAUAUGCUACAAAGUUUAGAUAAGCUUGAAUAAUAUGACUGUUUGAACAUUUGUGUGAUUGAUUUGGGGAAGUGUUUCUGGCUGGUGGUCUUCUUGAUUUAGCCUCCAACACAUUCUCCUGUUAUCUACCAGAUGGUAAUGGAUGUGUUUGAGAGUUUGCACUCUGGCACCAACCCAGGCCUCUUGGAAAUUCAAGAGUGCUAUCAGCAGGGGUAUUGUUGAAAGCAGGCUACAGUAUGGCAGGCACCAUACGCUGGCCUCCCAAAGUAUUUUGUUGCACAAAGAAGUCAUUCAAUAGCGCCGCCAGUACACCCGACCACAACCACCGACGGACUAAUUCCACUACUCUGAGUAAUCUGUAGAAAAAGACAUGACUGACAAUCUGCUGCAUUUAUGGGCUUAUUGUUGCUUAUUCAUGUGUGCAGCUGCACACUAAUCACGUUCACUAGGUGGUGGUUUUGUAAAUUACGCAUUUAUUAUUACUACCAGUAUUACUACGGUCAAAUACACAUAAAGACAAAUCGGGUCAUCUGUGAUGGAUGUGCUGUCACAGCACGGUGCUUACUUGCCAGAUGGGACAAACAAUUUUUUUGUUGGACAUUCUUUCAUAGUUAUUCGUUAAGUAACCAUACAAUAAUACACCCUAUGAAUAUUUUUUUUUUUUUCUAAAAUAAAUUUACGAUUGCGUUUAUUCAUUUGUAGCCAGCCACAUUUUUGGCUUAUCGAGACUCUCCCACGCUGCAGGCAUACCAAGUACUGUGAGUGAAGUGAGGAGAAGGUGUUUUAAGUGUCCGUGUCAUUGGGCUACGGAGCCUCAGUAGUUCAGGUGUCAAACUUAGAUAAAGCCAUUAUAGAUUUAAAGAUGCAUUUCAGUUUUUGUACUUGAUCAAUUUCACAGUUAAAUAUUUUGGCACAUGCACCCAUUUACCAGACAGCAUGGAGGAGAUCCAACAAUUUCUUUCAUGCGCACUAGUGUUUGUGAAUAUGUGCCAACUUUAGUAGUAUGGUCACUUAUACAAUAUUUGCUGCCAGAUGCCAAAUAUUUGUUUAACUUGUAUGUAAAAAAUGUGAUGACAGUCUCUCAUAAGUAUUGCUGACUAGCUAACAACUGAUUAUAAGCUUAUAUAAAUGACUUAACGUCUCACUGUUGUAUACAGAGUCUUGUAGCCUGAAAUAGAAGUGAAAAGAUGCUUACGGCCACUUUAAUAUAAUACAGUAACAGUUGUCAAAAUGGGAAUUGGUUAUAUUGUUAUGAACCCUCACUAAUUAUUUGUCAGGUUGUGAAUUGUGUGUGUGUGUGUGUGUGUGGUGAAUAGGCUGCAAUUCUCAUAGUGAGAUUUGAUAAUGCGUCAAUGUAACUUUCGAGCAGAGAUGACCCGCAUACUGCAGUUCAUGUUUCAACUCAUUUCAAACGCUGUGCAGUACACCAGAACCAAUUUAUUCCCAUGGACAGAAGCUUCCUGUUCUAAUAAGUUUUAGUUGACUCCAAUUACUUUGCCAUAAUUCCUCACUUUGCUAUAUGUUGCCAAAAACACUAUAGAACACUUUCUUUGGUAGAAUAGUUCCCACGAUGAAACGUUUACAGUGUGGAUCACCCAAAGUAACUCAAACAAUGUUUCUGUCAAGUGAUGCUGCGGUAAAAUGUCUUUAAAGCAAUGUUUCAAUGUCAUGAGCUCCUCAAACAAGAUUUCCUUCAUUGUGUUGGUGUGGAGGACGAAGUCUGAAAGAAUCUCAAUUGUCUGCAUUAUUAGAUAUGUAAGUGAGAUUUAUGUUUUGGUGGCCAAAAUGAAAUGUACAGUUGGCAAUUUGUGAACCACAAAACAUAAUUUAGAUGGAUGAAUUCAAAAGUAAGGUUUUUCGGGGUGGCUGUGCUGCUGAUGCCGAUUUUAAUUAUGCCUUUCUGGUCGCAUACAUGCAGAGAAUAACAGGAAGUACAGCAGCGUAACCCCUUCUUGUGUUUGCUUCUAUGCACUAAGAAGGAAAUUCCACUAAUCAAUGUACUAUUUUUGCUUGACGUGUCAGUUUUCAGCGCUCCCCUGGAUAAAUGAAGUUCUUUUGUACUGUGACAUGUAUUUGUAUAAAGAUCACUCAUCAAUAUCUUUACCGUGAUAAAUGUCCUUUUACUAUGGGUUGAGAAAUACAACUAGUGCCUUAGAUACCUAGAAGAAAGUGUUUUCUUAUCAUCGUUUACUUAUGGAUUUUGUUCUGUGAGAUUUUAUUUGUUGCCUUUUUUUGUUUUCUGCUUAUGUGUGUUAGAAGGGCUCCGUAGUGCCAUAUUCACUGUUCUGCCCCAGCCACCAGUACAGUUAAUGGCGUAGUAUUUGCAAACCUGGAGGCAUUAUUACAUAGAAAGCUUGAAUGCAUUUUUGAUGUAAAAAUAGUGCGCGCAUCUCGACUUCAGUUUUCUGUCAGGGAUUUUGGUUUCUGUAGAGUCACUAUGUUGUUCCACAGCAGGGGUGAAGAAUUACCUUCAGUCUCACAUUGUCAAUGAAAAGCACCCUGUGGUCAUGUUUUUCUUUGUAUAUGCAGAAGAAAAUAUCUCUGGAAGGGUAAAAAAAAUAUAUAUUUGUCACCGACAAUGGAGCAUUAUUUUGUCAAU
This is a messenger RNA of Cyclopterus lumpus (lumpfish), 5337 nucleotides long. RefSeq names its product nectin cell adhesion molecule 3b (gene nectin3b). The coding region runs from base 25 to 1737 and encodes 570 amino acids. Gene Ontology annotation, biological process: homophilic cell-cell adhesion; heterophilic cell-cell adhesion. The transcript has 6 exons. The record is from RefSeq and is a predicted model, not a curated record. Lineage: Eukaryota; Metazoa; Chordata; Actinopteri; Perciformes; Cyclopteridae. Gene Ontology annotation, cellular component: apical junction complex; adherens junction.